GUAUGUAAAAGAAAAACGCGGUUUUUAUUGUAAGAUGAAAUUUAAACUAGUGUUCUCGUCUCAGCUUCUGCCUAUUUACGUGCUAUUUAAUUUUUUUAGGGAGGCCUUCGUGGAGUGGUGUGGGCAGAUUGCAUGCAGUUUAUUAUUAUCUUGGUCGCCCCUACCGCACUGUUUGCAAAGGUCAUGGUUGACUCGCUGUCGGCAAACUCAACGAUUCAGCCACUGAGUGACAUGGACGUCGGGAUGUAUAUAGGAGAUUUCAGGUUCGACUUGACCAGCGACGAAAACGUAUGGUCCUGUAUCGUGGGAGCCUCAACACUGGCAAUGUAUCGACUAUGUCUUGACCAAAUGGUUGUACAGCGGAUGAUGGCAUCUCCAUCAGUGAAGCAAGCUCAAAAAACUGUGGUCUCUGGUACUUUCUUACUUCUUCUACCAAACGCUUCGUGCAUUUUAUUGGGGAUUGCGAUAACAAUAUGGUACAGAGGAUGCGAUCCAGGCCUGUCAGGUGCCAUACAGAAGAUUGACCAGAUUCUACCACACUACAUCAAUACUGAACUGGUAAAUAUACCCGGAUUGGCAGGACUAUUCUUGGCCGGUGUUGUAAGCGCUGCAACAAGCACAAUAUCAUCAGCGAUAAACUCCCAAGCAGCAAUCCUCUACAUCGACAUCAUCUCUCAAGGUUACAAAAGGGCAGACGAGCACGUCUUGAUGAUUACACGCAGCACAGCUCUCAUUUUAGGUUUGAUAAUGACAGCGUAUAGCUCACUGGUUAUACGCAUGGGAUCCUUAACAAGGAUACUUUUACUGGUGAACACAGCAUUCACAGCGCCGUUUGUUGGAUUGUGCAUCUUGGCAGUGUUGUUUCCUUUUGUUCAUUGCAAGGGCGCUGGUGUGGCGACACUCUCGAUGCUUGGCUACCAACUGUGGCACAUGGCUCAAACUAUCAAAACAGGAACAAGAGCUGCAAGGCUUCCAGUAUCUCUUAACUACUGCCCUGGAAAUCAAAGUAGCGCAUUUUCACCACUUAACUAUACCUCUACAAUGCCAAACCUUGAAUCAGAAGAAAUUUUCUUCAUCUUUCGCUUGUCACACUUCUGGAGCAGUUUCUUCGCUUUCAUCGGAACUAUCGUGAUUGCCGUAUUUACAAGUGUGGUUACAGGCGAAAUUAAGCAUAAAAAGGACAAAAAACUAUCCAAUGACGCCUUAGUGCGAAUUUGGCAGAAGAUCAGGAGCUAUGCUUCAAAAGAGGAACCUCAUAUUACAGAAUAUAGCUGCGAAGAAAAUUGCGUGCCUAAACCAGAAGGCGAAAGCCUCGUGAUGCAUGACCGGCCAGCUUGCACAAAUAAGCAAUUGCCGGCAAACUCACAGAAUUCUAUAUUACUUGCUGUAUAGAAGCGCAAAUAAAGGUUUA
This is a messenger RNA of Dermacentor silvarum, 1411 nucleotides long. RefSeq names its product sodium-coupled monocarboxylate transporter 1-like. Bases 133 to 1392 code for a protein of 419 amino acids. The transcript has 11 exons. Gene Ontology annotation, molecular function: symporter activity. Lineage: Eukaryota; Metazoa; Arthropoda; Arachnida; Ixodida; Ixodidae. The record is from RefSeq and is a predicted model, not a curated record. Gene Ontology annotation, cellular component: membrane. Gene Ontology annotation, biological process: sodium ion transport; transmembrane transport.